Drosophila grimshawi is the source of this 1614-nucleotide messenger RNA. RefSeq names its product putative inorganic phosphate cotransporter. Gene Ontology annotation, molecular function: transmembrane transporter activity. Gene Ontology annotation, cellular component: plasma membrane. The transcript has 4 exons. Gene Ontology annotation, biological process: transmembrane transport; monoatomic anion transport. Lineage: Eukaryota; Metazoa; Arthropoda; Insecta; Diptera; Drosophilidae. The record is from RefSeq and is a predicted model, not a curated record. The coding region runs from base 110 to 1540 and encodes 476 amino acids.
AUUCGAUUUUGGUCAGUAGCGCAAGUAGAACGUGGCUAAAUCCGAUCGCUCUUGCGGUAAAUAAACACUUUUGGCGAACAAAAUUGGAUCAAGGACUUUUGAGAGUAAAAUGACCACUGAAGUUGAUAAAGGUCCCCUUCUGGGUAUACGGCAUCUGCAGGCGCUACUUAUAUUUAUUACAAUAACAUCUGUUUACAUUGGACGCCUCAAUGCUGGUGUUUCUGUUGUGGCCAUGACCAAUGCGGAGUCUACGAAUCCCGAUUUUCCGGAAUAUGACUGGACAGAGGCGGAGAAAUCCUAUAUUUUGUCUAGCUUUUACUGGGGCUACGUUAUUACCCAGUUUUUGGGAGGAUUUUUAUGCAAGCUAUUUGGGGCGAAGACUGUGAUAUUUUGGGCCACUUUUGGAUCCGGUGUCUGCAGCUGCAUCACUCCCCUAUUCAUAGGCUGGGGAGGCUGGGGCACCUAUUGCGCCAUUCGAGUCUUAAUGGGAUGCUUUCAGGGACUGAUUUUUCCAAGCAUUCACCAGCAUUUGGCACGUUGGUCGCCGCCAAAGGAACGCAAUCGAUUGGGCGCUUUGAGUCACACAGGCAUCGAGUGCGGUAAUGUGUUGUCCAUGUUUGUCAGUGGCAUGAUUGCCAAAGGUCCCAUGGGCUGGCCGGGCAUUUCCUACAUAUCCGCAGGUGUGGCAUUUGCCAGCUGUGCCUUGUGGUUCGUCCUCUCAGCUAAUAAUGCCACUGAGUCUCGUUUUAUCGGCGAAGCGGAGAGGCACUAUAUAGAGUCAUCUCUGAAGCAUGGAGUGAAUUACCAUCACGCUGUAAUUCCCAUACCAUGGAAAGCAAUUUGGACUUCGGUGCCGUUCUUGGCGCUGCUAGUAGCCCGCUGUGCUGAAUCCUGGGGACUGAGUACACUCCAGGCUGAGAUACCUGCUUAUAUGAAUGGAGUCCUACAAAUGGAUAUUAAGGAUAAUGCUACGUUUUCUGCACUACCCUUCCUCGCCAUGUGGAUAAUGUCGUAUGUGUAUCUGGUCUCGGCGGAUAUUCUGCUCACGGGGAAAUGGCUCUCGCUGACGGCCCUACGGAAGACCUUCAACUCGAUGGCAUUCUGGAUACCCGCCGCAACCCUCAUAGGCAUUGGAUUUCUUGAUGUAGACCAGAAAACCAUGGCAAUUGUACUGAUGACCCUCAGUGUGGGUUUCAACAGCGGCGCCACCAUUGGCUCCUCUCUCAACUCCAUUGAUUUGUCACCCAAUCAUGCCAGCAUUCUCAUGGGCAUUAUAAAUACGGCUGCGAAUGCGGUGCCCAUUUUCACACCUAUAGUUGUGGGUCAGAUUGUCAGUGAUAAUGGCAAUCGCAAUCAGUGGCAAAUUGUGUUUAUUAUCUCCUCCGUGGUGUUCUUUGUGGGCAACUGCAUCUUCUUGGCCUUUGGUACUGCCGUUUCUCAACCCUGGGAUGCUGAAGAUUACUUGAUGCGUCCUCAACCCGGGCUGGCAUUGCCUUCAACAUCAAGUGAAAAGUCGAAAUCAAAAGAGAUCGAUCAGUAGCUAACCAAAAUCGGGUUGCUAUUGAGCAAUGUUUACAGAUUUUAAUGAAGUAAAGAUCAGUGGUUUUUAUGAUA